UCACGUAGACAGCGACUGACAGAAGGUAGCACUGGUUAUAAUUUAACCAGAAAUCACCCUGGCCACACAGAUACAACCGUCCAUAUCUGUUAGUCCAGGAAGUGUGUCUCGUUUUGUUUCCUCUAGCCAGGUACCACAGAUGGAUCCCGAAACAAAACGCUGUCACCAUGGCAACACGCUUGUUGAUAUCCUCAGCAGGUGGAGUUGUCAACACCAUGAAGAAGAAGGGAAUAUGCUCCUCCUGAACGUGCUGUUGCUAGGCAACAGGCAGAGUGGGAGGAGCUCUGUGGGAAACGCUCUUAUUGGUGGGCACGAAUUUCAAACAGGCCCCUCCAUUUUUGGUGUUUCCAUGACGACAGAGUACCAGGCCCUCAGUCGAAAUUACCCGCGGUAUUUCAGACGGCAGGGGGCGGAGUCAGACCUCACGCUGAGGGUGAUUGACACGCCCCCUUUGCUGGCCCAACCACACAGAGUGCAUGAGCUCUGCCCUGAGGGCGUGCACAUACUGGUGCUCAUUGUGAGAGCUGAUCUGCCACAUGAGAACCCACAUCUGGAGCAACACCUGGAGAAUGUCUUCGGUCCAGAGUGGCGUCGUCACGCCGUGCUCAUCCUCACACAUGCGGACCAGCUGAAGAAGGCGGGGCUUGACCCUACUGUCUACCUAUCACAGGCCACUGAUUGGCUUAGAGCUCUGGCUGAGGGUGUGGGGGGUGGAGUCUUGUUCUUGGACAACAGCUGUGAUUGGCCAUUGAUCAGAGGACGCCCUCUGAGGGAACGACUGCUCUGCCUCUCAGCCAGGAACCAUCACCAGGCUCUGAAAGUCCAGACAGAGGCGUCGCUCUGAGGCUGCUUCCCUUAAACGUCACAUCACCUGUGACGUCAGGUGUCAGGAACGUCACCUGUUCAGGAAGUGAUGUGUUGAGGUAAUAAUAUGUACUGAGCCCCAUUGUGCCUGGAUUUAUUAAUAUGUUGCAGUGGUGAAAAGUAACUAAGUACAUUUACUCAAGUACUGUACUAAAGUACAAGGUUGAAGUAUCUGUACUUUACUUGAGCAUUUUCAUUUUCUGCUACUUCAUACUUGGUCUUCACUACUUCUUAAAGGCAGUCAUUGUACUUUUUACGUCAUUAUAUUAAUUGUAUAACUUUAGUUACUAGCUACUUUUCAGAACCAGAUUAUUACAAAAAUUACAUAAUGUUUAUAAGACUUUAUUGAUCCUUGGUGGGACAUUCACAAACAGAUGAGGUAGUUAAAACUGGCUCCCCCUUUAUCACACAAUAAUACAAUAUGAUAUACAUGAAUGUUGUGUGCCAUUCUGCACAAGUACCUUUGAACUGUUACUUAGGUAACAUUGUGAAUGCAGACGUUUACUUGUAACAAAGUCUUUUUACACUGUUGUACUGAAGGAUCUGAGUACUUCUUCCACCACUGACAUUUUGGUAAAUUAGCAACAUUAAUAGUAGCUGAAUUAGCUGUUAGCAGCUCCUGUUAGCUGUGUACCCAUGAACGUACAGACAACUCUCACUGGGUUACUGCGGCCGUGAAGAAAACUUAAAAACAUGGUGAGUCUCAGGCAGGUUUCAUGGUUGACCAUCUUUGGUUUUGAUGACUUCCAAGAGGAUUUAUGUUUAUUCAUCACAGGCGUCGGACACAAUGACAUCCUUUGGAACAAUAAAUGUUCAUGUUCGUGUUCAUGUGUUCAGCUUUGACAGCUUUGACAUAAGGAGUUCGGUUUUUGAGGAAAUUGUGACAGUUGGGGGUUUAAAAUGUGGCGUUCGUGUAGACGGCAAAGUAAGAAUUUCAUUG
Messenger RNA from Monopterus albus (swamp eel), 1804 nucleotides. Its product is annotated as GTPase IMAP family member GIMD1-like. The transcript has 4 exons. Lineage: Eukaryota; Metazoa; Chordata; Actinopteri; Synbranchiformes; Synbranchidae. Gene Ontology annotation, molecular function: GTP binding. The record is from RefSeq and is a predicted model, not a curated record. Bases 140 to 844 code for a protein of 234 amino acids.